AAAAAAAAAAACAACCUAAAUUUAUCAAUUAGUGUUUUAUGUAUUGGGUCAUUUGGGUUCAAAAUUAUUAGCAAAAAAAUUCUAAAUUAUUUAAAAAAUUUCAUUUUUCAUUUGAGAACAAAAAAAAAAAAAUGUGAAAACGUAUUUCAAAGUGUCCACCGGGCAAUACAAUACAUUUACAUUCUUAAGGAUAGGACGUUUGUGAGUAUACUACAUCGAGUUUUUCGGGACAAAUAAAAAUUAAAAAUGUCUACAAUGACCUUUGGACAAAAAUCAUUUACUCCAACACCACCAGAUAAAGGAAGUUUUCCACUUGAUCAUGAAGGAAUAUGUAAAGAAACAAUGUAUAAUUAUAUGCGAUGUUUGAGGUUAAAUAAAAAUAAUAAUUCGGCGUGUCGAAUCGAAGCCAAAGAUUAUCUUGCAUGUCGUAUGGAUAAUAAUUUAAUGUCAAAAGAAGAAUGGUCCAAGCUAGGAUUUCAAAAUCAUAAUAAAAAUCAAGUUAAUAAUAAGUAA
Molecule: messenger RNA, 513 nt
Organism: Chrysoperla carnea
Lineage: Eukaryota; Metazoa; Arthropoda; Insecta; Neuroptera; Chrysopidae
Product: cytochrome c oxidase assembly protein COX19
Exons: 1
Coding region: 247-513 (88 amino acids)
Biological process (GO): mitochondrial respiratory chain complex IV assembly
Cellular component (GO): mitochondrial intermembrane space
Source: RefSeq, a predicted model, not a curated record